UCCCUCUCCGUCCCUUCCUCGCUCCCUCCCCGCUGGGACUCCUCCAUGGCUCCCUUAGCCGACGUCGGGGGCUUCCUAGGCGGCCUGGAGGGCUUUGGCCAGCAGGUGGGCUCCCACUUCCUCCUGCCUCCGUCCGCGGAGAGGCCGCCUCUGCUGGGCGACCGCCUGGCGCAGGUCGAGAGGGGCUCCCGAGGAGGCGCGGCGGCGUCGGGGGCCACCGAGCUGGCGCACUUGCAAGGCAUCCUGCGCCGGAGGCAGCUCUACUGCAGGACCGGCUUCCACCUGCAGAUCCUGCCCGACGGCAGCGUGCAAGGCACUCGGCAAGACCACAGCCUCUUCGGUAUCCUUGAAUUCAUCAGCGUGGCUGUGGGAUUAGUCAGUAUUCGAGGGGUGGACAGCGGCCUUUACCUUGGAAUGAAUGAGAAAGGAGAACUUUAUGGCUCUGAGAAGCUGACUCCUGAAUGUGUCUUCAGAGAGCAGUUUGAAGAGAACUGGUACAACACGUACUCCUCCAAUGUGUACAAGCAUGGAGACUCUGGCCGGCGGUACUUUGUGGCGCUAAACAAAGACGGCAGUCCCCGAGACGGGGCGAGGUCCAAAAGACACCAGAAAUUCACCCAUUUCUUGCCCAGGCCGGUGGAUCCAGAACGAGUACCAGAGCUCUACAAGGAUGUGUUAGUAUUCAGCUGAAGUCGGAACACUGGAGGCGAAUGGAGCCUCUUAGCCUCAAUGGUAACAAAGCACGAAGGACUUCCGAAUGCUGUGGAGUUCCUGAGAUAUCUAGGGUGCCGGUUGUCAGAGAAGCUGUUUAGUGGUAGACAAGCCCUUCAUUGCCCAACGUCUUGAUUUAGGAAAGUGGGCCUUGAGGUCAAGUGGGUCAACCUCUUUUUUGGUUUGCUCGCUUGUGCGCCGGUCAAGUAGACAAGGAGAAGUUGGAACUGGACUUCAAACCAGACUGUUCUGGAUUGCUUUCUCCCUUCACCUAGAACACAAAUAGCUACCUAAAGCAUGUGGAGGCGGAUUGUAGGAAAAUGGAAGAAAUGGCAGGAAAAGAAUGAAUGGCAAGCCCAGUGAGGGAAAGCACAGCUGUGUGGUUUGGGAGUGUCCAUCUAUGGGGACCGCGCUAACUUGGGAAGUGAAAUCCGGAUUUGUUUUUCCCUUCAGGAUGGACCUAAUUUAUAUACUUUCAGAGUGCAUAUAUUUAUUUUAAAUAUUUAUUUAUUACAGAGUUUAUUUUUUACUGGGCUAUGAAGAGAGUACAACCCUUUACCCCAAUGAAAAAUCAAUUUUGGUGCCAAUAUUUACUCCAAGGUAGUGUCAAGAAAAGGUGUGUUGUAUCCCCCAAAGAGUUCAAAUGGAGCAACAUCUCUGGAAACAUCAUUGUUGAGAAAUAACAAAUUGGGGUUAUAUUUCUAUGCACGCUCCGUUGCCUUACACAGGAAAAGUUGUUGGCUGCCUUGUGACUGCCCCCUAUAUUUGUACUGGAUUUUUUAAAAAAUGCACAUUUAAAAGGGAAUUAAAGAUAAACUUCCAUCUG
Molecule: messenger RNA, 1537 nt
Organism: Lacerta agilis (Sand lizard)
Lineage: Eukaryota; Metazoa; Chordata; Lepidosauria; Squamata; Lacertidae
Gene: FGF20
Product: fibroblast growth factor 20
Exons: 3
Coding region: 46-690 (214 amino acids)
Biological process (GO): positive regulation of gene expression; fibroblast growth factor receptor signaling pathway; positive regulation of protein phosphorylation
Cellular component (GO): cytoplasm
Molecular function (GO): fibroblast growth factor receptor binding; growth factor activity
Source: RefSeq, a predicted model, not a curated record